CUACUUUGCAAGGCUUAAUUCAACAAACAAAACUAAGAGAAAGACCAACUAAUCAAUUAAAAGUGAUUAUAGAAGAAGGUGCUUCAAAGAAUUCAAAAGAUAAAUCUACAAGUGCUAAUGUUUGUUCUAGGGAUAG
This is a messenger RNA of Dentiscutata heterogama, 136 nucleotides long. The record is from the annotation of a GenBank genome assembly. NCBI's taxonomy places the organism in Eukaryota, Fungi, Glomeromycota, Glomeromycetes, Diversisporales, Gigasporaceae.